Triticum aestivum (bread wheat) is the source of this 2900-nucleotide messenger RNA. Its product is annotated as pentatricopeptide repeat-containing protein At5g04810, chloroplastic. The record is from RefSeq and is a predicted model, not a curated record. Gene Ontology annotation, cellular component: actin filament. Gene Ontology annotation, biological process: actin filament polymerization. Bases 1 to 1416 code for a protein of 471 amino acids. The transcript is spliced from 7 exons. NCBI's taxonomy places the organism in Eukaryota, Viridiplantae, Streptophyta, Magnoliopsida, Poales, Poaceae. Gene Ontology annotation, molecular function: protein binding; RNA binding.
AUGUCGCUCGUGCCGUACGCAGGCGGAGCGGGCAGCUCGCUGCCGCAGCCGGUGGCGAUGCUCACCGGAGAGAACAACCUCGACGCGGACGGGCUGUGGGUGGCAGUGGUCGUGCCGGAGGAAGCGGCGGCGGCGGUGAUCGCGAAGAAGGACAAGCCGGCGCAGGCGUAUCUGCUCGGGGCGUUGGCAGAGGACCUGCUGCUGCAGGUGGCGUCCAAGAAGACAGCGGCGGAGGUCUGGGCCAGCCUGAAAGCUCAGUUCAUUGGCGCGGAUCGAGUUCUGGCGGCGCGGCUGGGCACGCUCCGCGGUGAAUUUGAGCUGUUGCGCAUGGCGGACGGCGACACGCUGGAUGGGUUCGCUGGCACUAGAUCUCAGUCCCUUCCUCCCCGGCCCCCGCCUUAUCCUCGGCCGCGAUUGCGUUGGCAUCGUCGUUCUUCCCGGGCCAUUCAAACUCUCCCCCGCAGUCGCAAUGCCGAUGCAGUUCCUCUCGCUGCCCAGCGCCCCCGCCGCCUCCCCCGCGCCGCACCUCCUCCCUCCCAAGCUCUUCUUCCUCAAGCCCCUCUCCUCCGCCGCCGCCUCCUUCCGCCGCCCCUCCCAGCCCCCGCCACCGGCCCCAAACCCUCCCCUCCGCCCCCACCGCCCCCGCCUACUCCCCCUCUCCCCAACCCGCUCUCCUCCAAGCUAUGGCUCUCCAGCAAGCUCUCCCCGCCCCCGCCUCCCCCUCCCCCACCCCGAACGCGGCAACACCACCCUCCCCCGCCUCCGCCAGUGGAGCCGGAGGAAGAGGAGGAUGUGGAGGAUGCGGAGGGGGAUUUCCGGCAGAAGGGGAAGGUGUUCGUCGGGAACCUGCCGCUGCGGGCGAGGAAGGCGGAGGUGGCCGACUUCUUCCGCCAGUUCGGGCCGCUCGACAAGGUGGAGUUCGUGCGCACCCACGACGACCCCGAGCGCAACGCCGGCUUCUGCUUCCUCUACUACGCGGACGCGGACGCGGACGCCGAGGGCCAGGGCGCCGAGGCCGCCGCGGAGCGCGCGGCGGAGGUCGACGGGGUGGACUUCCGGGGCAGGUCGCUCACGGUGCGGCUCGACGACGGGAGGAAGGGGCGGGCCAGGGCGGAGGACCGGGCGCGCUGGGUGGACCACGGCCGAGGGAAGGAGGCGCCGUCGCCCUGGCACCACGGCAGGGACGAGGCCUGCCGCGAGUUCCGCAGGGUGGUGGAGUCGCGGCCUGAGGACUGGCAGGCCGUCGUCUCCGCCUUCGAGAGGAUCCCCAAGCCAUCAAGGAGAGAAUUUGGUCUGAUGAUUGUGUAUUAUGCCAAGCGGGGAGAUAAGCAUCAUGCCCGUGCAACCUUUGAGAACAUGAGAGCAAGGGGAAUAGAUCCCAAUGCCUUUGUCUUCACAAGAUUGAAAGGUGACUGAGGAAAUAUUACUAGUGAACCGACCCAGAAACAGAAUAGGCUGCCACCUUAGUGCCAGUUUGCCAAUGUGAAAUAAAGAUUUUUAUCGAUGCAGAUAGUGAGAUACAAAGGCAGGUGGUUCUCAAUGUCACAUCUAGAAAAAAAUGCUUUACAUAGAUAGUGUGCUCCAGUCAUAAUUCUUUUUAAACAUAAAAAUAAAAAUCCUUCAAUAGUGUGUUGUAGUCACAUCUACCAUUCUUAAGAAGUUGCUCCCCACUACUCCUUAUUCUCUCACCAUGCACACUGUCCACAUCAGCAAUGUGCCACGUCAUAUUCAGUUUUCAAAAGCAGCCAAUCAGUCUUAUUUCCCUGCUGUCACGGCGGUGGAAAAAAAAAUCUGUUUCCCCCCUCACCUGCAGCCGCUCAUCCGGCAUUGCGCUGGCUCCACCUUCCUCAACUCACCUUCCAAGAACGGUGGCACCAACUCAGCCGCCCAUUCCCCUUCCCCUUCCACUUCCGCUUUUAAUUCCCAACCAGUCCGGCCUCCCCCGCUCCAUCUUCUUGGUUCACAAAUCUGCCAUUGGUACAAGACGCCGGCUCCAAGGUCGCCAUCCAUGCCAAAUCGGUGCCUGCUAGCACUACGCCCAGCAGCCACUGCUCAGCUCCUUCCGCCUGCUGCCGCUCGACGGAUCCGAGGGGGAUGAGAAGGAUAAGGAGUGUGCCGGCUAUGAGGGAUAGAGAAGCAGGGGAUCAUGGCGGAGUGUGGCAGCGGUAAUGAAAGCUAGAUGGGACAAAUCUCUAAUGUAUCAGGGCCUCAAAAGCGUUGGAGUUUCUCAUACAGCGGGUGCAUGUUCUGGAAACAAUCUUAACGAGUCUCAGCCCAUGAAGUGGCAUGGUUGCGAAGAAUGGCAGGACUGAAUGGUCGAUGGCCAUCAUACGAUCUGCCUUGUUCACGCUUAUGCAGUUGCUAGAGAUAUGCGUGGAGCGCUGUCAUGUGUUGAAGAAAUGAAAGCUGAGGGCAUUGGGCUGACAAUUGUUACUUACAGUAUCCUUAUUUCAGGAUUCGGCAAAAUCAAUGAUGCUCAAUCUGCAGACAACUUGUUCAAAGAGGCUAAGACCAACCUGGCGGAUCUCAAUGGGAUCAUAUAUAGCAACAUCAUACAUGCCCACUGGUUAGUGUUACCAGAUUCAUCAGGCCCUUCAAAAUUCAAAUGGAGAUAACUAUUACAUGGGAAAUGAUUAUGAUACUAAUAUGUUACCUAUUUGGCGAUGUAGUAAUAUCAGCUUGUAGCUCAUAUAGUAUCGAUCUAGCACUCAAGUGUAUGUACUUUCUGCAGCCAGUCUGGCAAUAUAGUAUCGAUCUAGCACUCAAGUAGAUGAUUUGAUGAUUGUUUCUCCUAGUUUAUUAUGCAUGCUAUUGUUUAUUGAGGUGGACAAAUGUUAAGUGUAGUCAGUUAUGUAAUUGGAUGUUUAAUUUGGUUAUGCAAUCAUGUUGUUAUAAGUAUA